AGGUUCCUUAAAAACAACUAUUUUCAGAAGUUAACAUGCAGAUCUUCGUCAAGACCCUCACGGGGAAGACGAUCACCCUUGAGGUUGAGGCUAGUGAUAGCAUCGAGAAUGUUAAAGCCAAGAUUCAGGAUAAGGAGGGAAUUCCCCCAGAUCAGCAGAGAUUGAUCUUCGCUGGCAAGCAGCUAGAGGAUGGAAGAACUCUAUCUGAUUAUAAUAUUCAGAAGGAAUCUACCCUUCACCUUGUUCUCAGGCUGAGGGGUGGUGGUAAGAAGAGGAAGAAGAAGAACUACACCACUCCCAAGAAGAUCAAGCACAAGCACAAGAAGGUCAAGCUCGCCGUGCUUAAGUACUACAAGGUUGAUGAUAACGGAAAGAUCAACCGUCUGAGACGUGAGUGUCCUGCUGAAGAAUGUGGUGCCGGUGUUUUCAUGGCUGCUCAUUUCGACAGGCAAUACUGUGGAAAGUGUGGGUUGACCUACGUGUUCAACAAGCCCGAGGAGAAGUAGUGGUUCAUCAACCUCGAGAUCCAAGCGUCAUCAUGGAUAUUGUCGUAAAAACACGCGAAUUCUAAACCAACAUUAACCGGGACGCGUCAUUUCAGA
Molecule: messenger RNA, 602 nt
Organism: Eurytemora carolleeae
Lineage: Eukaryota; Metazoa; Arthropoda; Copepoda; Calanoida; Temoridae
Product: ubiquitin-40S ribosomal protein S27a
Exons: 5
Coding region: 36-506 (156 amino acids)
Biological process (GO): modification-dependent protein catabolic process; protein ubiquitination; translation
Cellular component (GO): ribosome; cytoplasm; nucleus
Molecular function (GO): ubiquitin protein ligase binding; structural constituent of ribosome; protein tag activity
Source: RefSeq, a predicted model, not a curated record